Molecule: messenger RNA, 6029 nt
Organism: Elgaria multicarinata webbii
Lineage: Eukaryota; Metazoa; Chordata; Lepidosauria; Squamata; Anguidae
Gene: TRAK2
Product: trafficking kinesin protein 2
Exons: 16
Coding region: 385-3063 (892 amino acids)
Biological process (GO): mitochondrion distribution; anterograde axonal transport of mitochondrion; neurogenesis
Cellular component (GO): cytoplasmic vesicle; dendrite; mitochondrion
Molecular function (GO): myosin binding; GABA receptor binding
Source: RefSeq, a predicted model, not a curated record
UUCCGAAAGAGGGAGCUCAGGAGAGACUGUUGCAGUAGUAGCGGCAGCAGCCCGUAGCUUGGGUGGAGGUGCUUAGAAGUGCCGGGGUGAAAACCAGCCAAACCCUGGACCUGAUGGUAGUUGAUCCAGGCAAGACGAUCCAGGCAAGACGAUAACAUAAAGAUCAUAAUAUCAGAUGACGUGCAAGCUUCAAAUAUAUCAUCCUUGGACCUAAAUUAUUGUCCAGCCCCCAUAUAAGCAAAGCAUACUUAUAAUGCCCAAGUAGAUUAAUAGUUGUUGCGUACUCUGCUUUUAAACCAAAGCCAUCUUUCAACCAAAAUGAGAAGCAGCAACAUGUGAAUACAGGAUGUGGUUUUCAAAUAACUGAAGUGUGAAGCAAACCUCAUGAAUUUCAACCACAGAGAUUCAGAGAGCAUCACAGCUGUUUGUCCUAAUGAAGACCUCCCUGAAGUAGAACUGGUGAGCAUGCUGGAAGAACAGCUCCCUCAAUACAAGCUGCAUGUGGAUUCUUUAUAUCUCUCUGAAAAUGAUGAUUGGAUCCCGUCUCCAGGCUGCCACAGUCACGUCCCUGAAAAUUCUUCUCCAGUCCUUGCUGAGGAGACCUUCCGUUACAUGAUUCUUGGCACAAACAGACGAGAACAGGUGGCGAACUGCAAUGAUGCUGAAGUGGUCACACAUCUGCUCGCUGAGCGAGAUCGAGAUCUCGAAUUGGCAGCACGAAUUGGACAAGCCCUACUUAAAAGAAACCAUAUCCUAACUGAGCAAAAUGAAGCUCUGGAAGAACAAUUGGGACAAGCCUUUGACAAGGUUCACCAGCUACAGCAUGAGCUAACCAAAAAAGAUGAGCUGCUUCGUGUGGUGUCCAAUGCUUCUGAAGAAAGUGAGACUGACUCCAGCUGUUCCACGCCACUUCGCUUCAAUGAGUCCUUCAACCUGUCCCAGGGUCUCCUACAGUUGGAUAUGUUGCAGGAUAAACUUAGGGAAUUGGAGGAGGAGAACCUUUCCCUUCGAACAAAGGCCUGCCAUCUGAAGACUGAAACCAUGACAUACGAAGAGAAGGAGCAACAGCUAGUCAGUGACUGUGUCAAAGAGAUCAGGGAAACAAAUGCUCAGAUUGCAAGAAUGAGUGAGGAGCUAACAAGAAAGAAUGAUGAGCUGCUUCACUAUCAGGAAGAGAUCUCAUCCCUCUUGUCCCAAAUAGUUGAUCUUCAGCAUAAAAUCAAAGAGCAUGUAAUUGAAAAGGAAGAGUUGAGACUGCACCUACAAGCUUCCAAAGAUGCCCAGAGACAGCUGACAGCAGAGCUGAAUGACUUACAAGAGCGGAAUGCCGAGUGUCUGGAGAUGUUGCAGGAGUCGCAAGAAGAAGCAAAGGGACUGCGCAGCAGAGCCAGCCACGCUGCCCUCCUCUGCCGCCCCCAGUCGUGUGGAGCAUUUCCUGUGGAAUCUUUGGCAGCAGAGAUUGAGGGAACAAUGCGGAAAGAGAUGAGUUUGGAUGAAGAAUCUUUCUCUAAACAAAAGGAUCAACAAAAGCGUGUAUUUGAUACUGUCAGAGUAGCUAAUGUUAUGCGUGGCCGUUGUGCUUCGUGUCCUACCCCGCUACCCAUUCCGGGGUCAAAUCGUUCGAGUGUUGUCAUGACAGCACAGCCUUUUCAUUCUGGCUUGCAACAUGUGGACGGAAAGGUGCAUCAGUCUCGGAAGACCAGCUCAGAGAACAUUUCCAAAGAAGCAGAAAAGCUGGGCCAUCCUGGUGUCCCUGGGGGAGACGAUUUAGCCACCGCUCUGCACAGGCUUACUCUCCGUCGUCAGAACCAGUUCUUUGAAGAAGAGUGGGAGCGCAGGAUGCGUUUGCUGCCUGACCAGAAAGAAGAACUCAGUGGUUGUAGUACACCAGUGGAGAUAUGCCUUUCACUGGGAAGCGGUACAGAACUUACAGACUUCUCUGGGUCUUCCAGCAGCCUGCGUUCUCUCCUCCCAGAGAAACUGCAAAUUGUCAAACCUCUUGAAGGCUCUCAGACCCUCUUCCACUGGCAGCAGUUGGCUCAGCCUAACCUAGGCACAAUUCUUGACCCACGCCCCGGUGUUGUCACAAAAGGUUUCACACCGCUGACGGAAGAUGACGUCUAUCACCUUUCUGAUUUGGAAGAAGAUGAGGUAGUAAGGGAUGAAGGCAUAAUGUUCCAAGUGCAGCAGUCCCCUCUAGAGGAAAGGAAGCCCACAGUGCCAAAGUCCAUGGCAGGAAUCUUCCUGCCACCCAGUAAAGUAGCAGCAGUUUCCCUCACAGCUUCCAAUCCAGGAAAAUGUCUCUCAUCAACAAACUCUACAUUUACCUUUACUACUUGUAGGAUACUCCACCCAUCUGAUAUCACACAGGUUACGCCCAGUUCUUCAUACGCACCCGUGUGCUCUGGAAGUUGUAGCAGUACAAGCAGUACGGUUACAAGCUCCCCCACCACGUCAUACAGGCUUAGUAUUGGAGAAUUCCUUACUAACAGAAGAGACUCAACUACCACUUUAAGUAGCACAAGAAGCUUAGCUAAGCUUCUGCAAGAACAGGGUAUCUCAGCAAAAGUCUACAACAGUCCAGUUUUGGAGACAGCGCCAAUGUUUCAGCCCCCCAAGAUACUUGCUGUUCCCUCAACACCACCAAAUUCUCCUUUGCAUUCCCCUUGUCCUUCCCCUUUGCCUUUUGAGUCGCGAGCAAAUGUAUCGGAAAAAUUUUUGGCCUCUCGACCAGCUGAAACGUUACUGCAGGAGAUGUACGGACAUAAAUCCUCUAAUCCUUGUGAUGUAGGACAGCUGAAGAUGAACCUGGUGGAGAGGCUGAAGAAACUGGGUAUUGCAAGAGCUGUCAAACAUCCUGAAGCGGGGGACAAUAAAAAUAGUCGAGGAGCAAAAGGUGGCCUGCAAAGGCAGGACUCGGCUGUGUAUGUAAGUGCAGGCAGCAAUCUGAUCGUUGGACUGAGAAGAAACCAAAGCCUUCCAGUCUUGAUUGGAGCACUUGGAGGCCCAGUGAGCACAUCUUCCUCAAAAAUGGGAGUCCUGAAGGAGGAUUGGGGAGUUUAGCAUGAUGGACUUUUAGCUGGCGGAAUAGCACAAAAUGCAUAGACUGUAUGUAGGUCAUGGUUAAAAGAAUGUUUAAAAGAGGGUUGUUGCAGGAGACAGGUAUAUGGCUAAAGACGAGGAGGGGGAGACUUUGCAUGCAAUGUGGAAAAAAAGUAAUACAUUUUAAGAGAGGAAAGAGCAAACCAAAAUUCAGUCUUGAGACCACUGAAAUCUCUAACCUUCUGUGAUGAUCAGUAGGAGGCCUCACAAACAAAUACAUUAUAUUUUCUAUCUUUGAUAUUACAUGUUUGGAGCAGUAAAUAUCUAUGUAAGUUUUAUCUAUGAGUGUGUUUUACCAGGUAUUUCCUGAAAAAUCCUACCACUUAAAUUUAAUUCUAAGGGGAGGAGUAAACUCUUCAUUAAAUACUGGUCCAGAACAAUGGGUGCAAUGCGUUUUUAGAGGAGAGCUCAGCUUAAUUUAUAAAUUAAAAAUACAAAUACCAACGGAAUAUAUACUAGCUCUCUAAAAAAAAAAAAGAGUGUCACCAGCUCAGUGAAGAAAAUGCUUAAGAUGUAUAAAUAUCCAGGAGUGCAGAAUUACAUUGGUAGCUCCUAUUGCACAAACAAACAAAAAAACCUCAGGCAAAUAUUAAGAAGGGCGUAAAAUCCAUGUGCUUUUUUAGAGUAUAUAUUUAUUUGAUUUAAGUGGGGAGCAUAUAUUUAGCAGACAAAGAAUACUGUGUUUGAUAUUCUAUUCUGCAUCUGGCUGUGUGUGGGACAUUUUCAGAGUAUUAAUGUCUUUGAGUAAUUCCAUAGAUUUACAACACAGCCCCAGUUGAUGUGACUGUGGAUUGGAGCCAUAGUUUUGGGGGAAAUCUGUUUUAUAAAAUAAAGAACAUAGUCACUUUCUUUCUGAUUCUUGCCAAGCUUCCAUGCAAAGUUUUCAUAGAAGAGAGAUCCAGAAAUCUACUGCAUGAAGUAACAUGCACAACUCCCAAUGCUAAAUCUGUUUUCAAGCUGCAGUAGACACAAAGACUAGCAUUGCUCAGAAUGAAACUUUUCUUUCCUAAGAAGAGAAAUUCUAAAUCAUAAUGUUUCUGAAUGAAUCAGUUCUGGGAUGGCAGACGUUUCUGCUUCGGAAGAAUGGGCAGGUAGAAAUUUAGUCUCUCUCUGGAUAGCUUUGGAUGUGAAAUAGAAGCAGAGAGGAAGCACAAGUGACUUGUAACUCCAUCCAUCCAUCCUUUCCAUCUGAUGACUGAAGUAAGAACAUCAGAUACAUGAACUCUAUGCACAUCUAGAAAUUAGCCUAUCUCACCCCAGGGUGAGAAUACUUGCAAAUCAUGAAAUACUGGCGACGAGCUGUGUGAUCAAACUGAUUUGUGUUUAUGGUGGGCUAAUGCACAUAACUACCUUGCCAACAGCGCACAUUCACAACCCAUGCAGGGGAAAAGGUCUGCAUGGUUUGAAAAUUAAGCACAGGUGGUGGCACGGUGACAACUCUUAGGCACGAUGAUAUGAGUUAGUAAAAAGGCCAUUCUGUAUAUGAGUUCCAGUUACUGCAGGAUAUAUCCAAAAGUUCUAAACAGAUUAGGUAUAAGACACGUGAUGGCUUUGUAUGUAACUGUGUGACUUAAAACAUGGCUUUUCUCCCCAAAUAUUUCAGGCAUUUUUGAUGGUUUCUGUAAAACUGUAGCUUCUAAAAAUGUCAAAUAGUUACACAAGUAUUUUGUCAACUGAUAUCUCUCUCAGUAUCAUCCAUGAGAGUAUAGUAGCUCAGUUGGUUGUGGAAACUAAGCAAAAUCCUGUAAAUGAUUAAAAAAAUGUAUUUAAUAUAAAUUGCUAUAUACGGGUUAAUUCUAUUUUAAAUUAAAAGUAUAUUCUAAAAUUUUGAAAGUAUUUAGAGUACAUUUCCUUAAUGGUAUAUUAUAGUUUGUGGUCUUUGACAAAAUAUAUAAAAGGGAAUUUUGUUUAAUUUGCUCUCCAUUAAGCUUGGAGUCCAACAGAUUCUGCUGUAUUUUUACAGUAGUAGGGAAAAAUCAGGUAAUGGAAAAAUAGCAUUUGCGUAUGCUAGCAAGCACCGUCUAGUGGGAAACAAGCACAAUGUUUCAGUUAGUUUGGAAUUGAUAUAUAUCUGAUGUAUGCAAUCUAUAAAUUCUUGCUGCGUUCUACCUUUUUACAACAACAACAUAAUAAUAAUAAUCUAGAAUGAAUGUGGAUUUCUAACCUGAUUUCUUGUAACUGUAUCUGUUAAGUAUCUGUACUUGUUAUCUGUGGAAGAAGCUGACCUGUAAACCAGACCUCUUUCUGCAGACCAUAUUCAUGUAAAAGUUAAUUUUGUAUUUUCAGGAAAUGCAUGUUUUAAGACAUCUUCUCCCCUUCUACUAAGAGGGUCAUCUGAAAUCGUCCUGUCCCCCCAAAAAUAGAAAUAUAGCCUGGUCCUUUCCUUGAUGCAGGAGAUAGCUGAUAUUUUUUGUCAGUUGGCAGCCCAUAGCAGCAAAAAAAUUCUACUUGCAUUCCAUAGGUAUUCAGUUGCAUUUUGUACAAUGUGCCUAAAAACCCUCCUUAAGAAAAUCAGCUGGGAGCUAGGGUAAUGCCACCUUUGUGCCAAACCCUUUUUAAAGCAUGAACCUUGGAACAGAGGGCACCAGAGAAUCAGUACAAGAGAUACUGAUUAUGCAAGUGAUAUCCCAGAUUGCUGCUAUUAUAGGUGACUUAUGUGGCAGGUCUGAUUUAAUCACCAGUAAAAAAAUAAAAUAAAGUCCAGUAGGAUGUCUUGAAGGACAUGAUUCUCAUGAGAAGAAGAAAAUAAUGCAAUUGGCUAUCUCUUUACUUGCAUAUCAACUUAUCAAAAUGAGUUCUAUACUUGAGCGCUAAUUCAGCACAAAGAUGUACACAUAUACACUCUUGUAAUAUAAAUCAAUAUUUAAAAGUUUUUCAUUGUAUCCUGAAUUCUAUACAUAUUUGAUAAAUAAACAAUUUAAUAUGUU